Molecule: messenger RNA, 2623 nt
Organism: Manihot esculenta (cassava)
Lineage: Eukaryota; Viridiplantae; Streptophyta; Magnoliopsida; Malpighiales; Euphorbiaceae
Product: nucleoprotein TPR-like
Exons: 18
Coding region: 306-2312 (668 amino acids)
Source: RefSeq, a predicted model, not a curated record
UGAUUAAAUAUGGAAAACAAAAACAGAAGAAGAAAAAAAAUGGACGGCAAAUAAGCGCAAUGAGAGGCAUAAGACUCGAAACCAUUCUUCUUCUUCUUCUUCAAUUUCCAUUCUCAGUUUUCCCGGAAAAUUGCCUCAAAAUCACCUCUUCAAAAGUUUUAUUGAUAUUUUUUUUUCUGUCUUUUCUAACAAACAUUACAACGAACACAAUAAAUUUACAAUCAGAAUACAUCUAUUAUUGAUAAUUCAUUAACUUUUCUUUCCAUAUUUAAUCAUCAAUUUCAAAGGAAAAAGACGGAAUAAUUAUGUCGUGGUUGAGGUUGGCGGUGUUUAGGGCAGUAGAAGCCGGAGGGAAUACCAAAUUAACACGUACCGUUCGGAGCUAUGCUGACACCGGUGUCCAUGAUGCAGGCAAUGCCUUGGUUGAGGGCUCCAAGAUCAUCCAGCCCGGCGUUGGGACUGGGAUUUUGAAGAACUUUAGGCUUACUGUGAAAAGACUGGAGGAAGUUUCUGUGUCUUGUAGAGGGAUUGAAAGAGUUCAAUUAUUGAGAAGGUGGUUGGUUGCACUUAAGGAGGCUGACAGAUUAUCUGCAGCUUAUCCUGAGAACAAUGACAAGAAUCCUAAUGAACAGAUCAUCUCUGACGAGGACAAGGAUUCUCCAAGCAAUCCCACCGUGGAUUGUUAUGUUGACCCUGAACUUGGGACAAUGAAUUUCGGGGAUGCAUUUCUUUACAGUCAAGCUCUUGAAGGCAUAACAUUGUCCAUGAUUCUUGAAGCACCAAAUGAGGAAGAAGUUCUGCUGCUUCUGGAGAUAUUCGGGCUCUGUCUUGCAGGAGGAAAAGAAGUUCAUACAGUAGUUAUUCGUAGCAUACAAGAUUUGGCAUUAGCAUUCUCUGCCUACCAGGAUGAAGUAUUGGUAAAGCGAGAAGAAUUACUCCAAUAUGCUCAAUGUGCAAUUUCAGGGUUGAAAAUAAACGAUCGCAUUGCAAGAAUAGAUGCUGAAGCCUGCAGUUUAAUUCAGAAAAUUGAUAACAUGAAGGAGUUCCAUCAAUCACCAAAUGAAUCUGGGAAACAAUCAUCUGAAGGGACAACUGUUGCAACGGUAAAGACUCAUGAAGAGACACUUGGGCAAAUUGAACUAUGUUCCACAUUGGAGGCACUUUUACUAAAGAAGAAAUCUUUAAGUAAUGGCGAUUCUCCAGGGUCACAUGCUGGAAAGGUUGAAAAAUUGAAAGUUUUGUUGGAGUCUCUUCUUAACUCAACGUCAAAAGCUGAAAAACGAAUUUUAGAUAACAGGUCUCAGAAAGAAGAAGCAGUAAGUUUCCGAGUAGCUAAAACCAGUGAAGUUAACCAGCUUGAGAAGGAAUUGGCAAAUGAGAUUGGAGAACUUGAGAGGCAUAAAGAUGAACUUGAAGCUGAAUUGAAAAAGGUCAAUAGCUCAUUGACUGCUGCUCGGUCACGACUUCACAAUGCUAGGGAAGAACAAGAACAGUUUGAUGAAGCCAGUAAUCAAGUUCUAAUGCACUUGAAAGCCAGGGACGAAGAGCUCUCAAGAUCAAUUUCUUCAUGCAGAGUAGAAGCAGAUGUUGUUAAUAGAUGGAUAAAUUUUCUAGAAGAUACCUGGGCGCUACACACCACAUAUAUUGAGCAAAAAGAGAAGCAGGUCAAUGCUGAGUUGGAGAGAUAUGGAGAUUAUUUUGUGAAUUUGGUUAUUCAUCUCCUUACAUCUUACAAGGAACAGUUGGAACCUUCCGUCAGCCGCGUUAGAGGACUCGUUGGGGAUUUGCAUUCAUUUCAAGGGCCAGAAAUAGCACCUAGUAUGAAGGAUAGCGAUUCUUCAAAAGUGGUACAGAAAAGGAAGAGCCUUGAAAAGGAAUACCUGGAUUUGGAAGGGAAGUUUUUAUCUACCUUAAGCACGGUUGAUGUUGUGAAAAAGCAAUUUUGCAACGGAAAUGAUGGUAUUCCAAGGAAAGAUGACGAAAGGAUCAAGGAACUAUUUAAUGCUCUUGAAAAAAUGAAAGAGGAAUUUGAAUCCAUUGGGAGGCCAAUUUUGGAAGUUGAAACUCGGAUACAAAGGUCACUCUCACUACCCAGACCCCGUGGCAGUCUAUCCCCUUUUUUCAGGCAGACAGUAGAAAACAAACAUCACAAGAGAUCUAAAACAUCCUUUCUUAAUCAAAAAACAUCAGCACUAGUGGAGCUGGAAGAAUUAGAGUCUGAACUUGGGAAAGAUGACUUAGAUUAUCUGUCAGAAGAGAUUGGUGAGUGGGAGUUUGAUGAACUUGAAAAGGAACUAAGCGCAACCAGCUGACCAUCAAGAAAUAGACCAUACAUCUUGAUUGUAUUUAUGUUUUUGAAUGUUGUAAACUUGUAAAACUGCAGUUCUUUUGACAUGCCUGCAUGAAGAAAAGCUGUAGGAAGCUAAGUGUUGUAAGAUUACUGACAAUACAUCUAAAUGGCUCCCCAGAAGCUGCAAGUUAAUUGGGGAGUUAGCUGUGAGAAAUUGCAGUAGCAAUUAUGUAAAUGUAGAUAUAUACCUUAUACAAAUUUUUGUAUUUUCCUCCCUCAAAUGAAAAAAAGUUGUAUUUUCCCAUGUCAAAGUAUGAUAUGAUUCUUCUGAUU